GCUGGGUGCCCACACACUUCCUGGAGCCCUCACAGCAGCCCUGCGAGGGCACGCCGGCCCCUCCCAUGUUACAGGUGAGGAAGCAGAGACCCGGGGCCGUGCGGGGAGCAUGCACAGUUCCUCAGGGGGCAUACGGGAGGUGACCUUCUCUGCACAACCGCCCCCAGCCCAUGGCCCCCCCAGUCCCUGCCUCAUCCUAUUUCAGGCUCACGGCCUUUGUCCUGAAGUCCUUUGCCCAGGCGCGCAGCUUCAUCUUCAUCGACCCCCAGGAGCUGGCGGCUGCCAAGGGCUGGAUCGUCCGGCAGCAGCGGGUGGACGGCUCCUUCCCGGCCGUGGGCAGGAUCCUGAACAAGGACAUCCAGGGUGGGAUCCACGGCACAGUCCCGCUGACGGCCUACGUGGUGGCCGCGCUCCUGGAGACGGGCACGGCCUCGGAGGAGGAGAGGAGCGCCAUUGCCAGAGCGCGGCAUUUCCUGGAGUCCAGUGCGCCCUUGGCCGUGGACCCCUACAGCAGCGCCCUGACCACCUACGCGCUGACCCUGCUCCGCAGCCUGGCAGCCCCUGCAGCGCUGCGGAAGCUCCGCAGCCUGGCCAUCACGCAGGAUGGGGUCACCCACUGGAGCCUGACGGGUUCCCGGGACGUGGACAAGGAUGCAUUCCUGAGCUUCAGCGAUGGGGUCUCUCGGUCAGUGGUCUCGGCCGAGGUGGAAAUGACAGCCUAUGCCCUGCUGACCUACACCCUCCUGGGUGACGUGGCCACCGCCCUGCCCGUGGUGAAAUGGCUGUCCCAGCAGCGGAACGCGCUUGGGGGCUUCUCCUCCACUCAGGACACCUGCGUGGCUCUGCAGGCCUUGGCAGAGUAUGCCACCUUGUCCUAUGCUGGCGGCAUCAACCUCACCGUCUCCCUGGCCUCCACCAACUUGGACUACCAGGAGACCUUCGAACUGCACAGGGCCAACCAGAAGGUUCUGCAGACAGCGGCGAUCCCCAGCCUCCCCACAGGGCUGUUUGUGAGCGCCAAGGGUGAAGGCUGCUGCCUGAUGCAGAUUGAUGUCACCUAUCACGUGCCGGACCCCGUGGCCAAACCAGCCUUCCAGCUUCUUGUGAGCCUCCAGGAGCCAGAGGCUGAGCCGAGGCGGACGCCCGCUCCCGCCUCCUCCGCUGAUGACGACGACCCGGCGGCCGACCAGCAUCACCAGGAGUACCAGGUGACUCUGGAGGUGUGCACCAGGUGGCUGCAUGCAGGGUCCUCCAAUAUGGCUGUCCUGGAGGUGCCCCUACUCUCGGGCUUCCGGGUGGACAUCGAGAGCCUGGAGCAGCUGCUCUUUGACAAGCAUUUCACGCUGAAGAGGUACGAGGUGGCCGGACGCAGAGUCCUCUUCUACUUUGAUGAGAUCCCCAGCCGGUGCCUGACCUGCGUGCGGUUCCGGGCGCUGCGUGAGCAUGUGGUGGGCAGGACGUCCGCGCUGCCCGUCUCUGUGUACGACUACUACGAGCCUGCCUUCGAAGCCACGCGCUUCUACAACGUCAGUGCCCGAAGUCCCCUUGCCCAGGAGCUGUGCGCGGGGCCCGCGUGCAACGAGGUGGAGCGCGCCCCGGCUCAGGGCCCCGGUCGUCCCUGCCCCCAGGGACUUUUCCCCCACUCCAGGCCUGGUGGGAGGCGCCGGCCAGGUGGGGGUUGGGGUCCCGAAGACCCGGCCGACUUCGCUUCGCCUCCAGGCUGGUCCCCGGGCGCGCGGGGUCCUGCGGCCGCCCCGGAGGAGGGGGCGAAGAUUGCGCGCUGUGGCUGCGCCCGCUACUGUAGCGCCGGCGGGGACCCGGUGUGCGGCUCCGACGGAGUCGUCUACACCAGCGCCUGCCACCUGCAGGAGGCUGCCUGCCUAGGCCGCGCGAGAUUGGAGCCCGCGCCCCCUAGCCACUGUGCCCUCG
This is a messenger RNA of Leptonychotes weddellii (Weddell seal), 1929 nucleotides long. NCBI's taxonomy places the organism in Eukaryota, Metazoa, Chordata, Mammalia, Carnivora, Phocidae. The record is from RefSeq and is a predicted model, not a curated record.